CUGAUCGGCCAAGCGGCCAAACACUCUGCGACAAUCACAUUCGUUUCGACCAUACCUUAACCAACACUCCCGCUUCGAACUGACUGACUCUUGACAGCAUACCGCCGCCCGUCCAUCAUCACACACAGGCUGGGCGCCAUGGCGAAACUCCUCAAGCAGCCGCUGAAGCUGGCGUUGGUGCAGCUGGCGACCGGAGCAGACAAGGCGGCCAACCUCUCGCGCGCUCGCUCCAAAGUGCUCGAGGCCACGUCCAAGGGCGCCAACCUCGUCGUGCUUCCCGAGUGCUUCAACAGUCCCUAUGGAACGAAGUACUUCCCGAAAUACGCCGAAACGCUCUUGCCAUCGCCGCCGACCAAAGAGCAAGCACCCUCCUUCCACGCCCUGUCCGAGCUCGCAAAAGAGGCCAAGACAUAUCUGGUCGGCGGCAGCAUCCCCGAGUACUGGGAGGAGACGAAUAAGUACUACAAUACCUCCCUGACCUUCGAUCCCAAUGGCAAUCUGAUCGGCACGCAUCGCAAAGUGCAUCUCUUUGACAUCGACAUACCGGGCAAGAUCUCGUUCCACGAGAGCGAGGUGCUGUCGCCAGGCAACAAGGUCACUCUCAUCGACCUGCCAGAGUAUGGCAAGAUCGCUGUGGCUAUAUGCUAUGAUAUCAGGUUUCCUGAGCUGGCCAUGAUCGGCGCGAGAAAGGAUGCCUUUCUGCUGGUGUACCCAGGCGCAUUCAACCUCACAACGGGCGCCAUGCAUUGGGAGCUGCAGGCGCGCGCGCGAGCUAUGGACAACCAAAUAUACGUCGGCUUGUGCAGCCCUGCGCGAGACAUGGAAGCGGACUACAAUGCCUGGGGACACUCGAUGGUGGUCAAUCCAAAUGCUUCGAUUCAAUCUGAGCUGGAUGAACACGAAGGUAUCACGUAUGCCGACUUGGACAACGCUACACUUGCUGAGUCGAGGACGGGCAUUCCCGUCAACACUCAGCGUCGCUUUGACGUGUAUCCAGAUGUCAGCGCUGGUAAGGUGCGCUUUGAGGAGUAGUCGUGCGGAAGCAGCAACUGGCAGAGGCACAUAAUGAAGGAGCAGGCGAGGUAGGAAGUCAUACGUAAAAGACGCACUUGCUUCGAAUACUUAGCAUCUUCAUUCUCAGCCGUCUUUCGGGUUCAACACGCAAAUCCUCACUACCUUACCCUUACCUUAUCCUUCGCCCCUCUGAGCGAUCACCUGGACUAUUCCCUGCAGCCUAUCACUACUCCAUUACACGUUCCCUCUCACCCGCCACUACCCAGGCUUGAGAGCAGUCUGAUUUGGCCACGAAAGCUGGCCAUGGCCCGUGGAGACACUACCACGAGGAAGAGACUGCCAUGGCUCGAGCCAGUACGCUCCACUGAUACUCGCGAUGAGAAUAGGAGCGCGCCGAUAACAUACAUCUCGCCCGCCUCCUUGAGCAACGACUUGAGGUACCGACCUACGGGCUCAACGCCCGAGAUCAGAGAGCCGACACUGCGAAAGCAUCCUCGAUCCUACUCGGACAGCUCACAGCGACCUUCUGGUGUGCGAUCGCAUGCUAUUGCCAGACCCAGGCGAGAGUUGAGCCAGCCGGAGAUAUCGUCAUCUGAGUACAACUCCACUACUCCAAGCGACAAAGAUCCCCUGCCGCCGGGCUUCCCCAAGAAAGAUCCCAGAUCAUACGAAGAGCUCCUCAGUCCUGCUACCACAACGCUGAAGAGCCCGCACCCACAUCUCGCACAACCAAAGCUCGAGCGAAAGCCGGGGACACGUAACUUGCAGCCGCGCUUGGCCGCGCAGUCGAGCCCGUUUCUGCUGCGCAAUCAGCAGCCUACUUCACCUAGAAAAGGCACCAGGACACCUAAACCCAAUCCAAAUCCAUAUCGCUAUGCCUCAAAUACACCUCCAGCACUCACGCACACGACGCCGACCAUAAAUGCGCUUCCAGCGCAUUUGAUGGCACAGUCGACGAGCUCGUCUUCCGACAAACAGUCAAUUUCGCCGACACCACCUUUACUGUAUCGCUCUGCGAAUACUCCACCGGCUGCGCCAACGCGUACUCUGCGCUCAAUGGACUCGCUGCCCGCUCAAUCCAAACAGCUGCACAGUUUUCCAGACCGCCUGGCUGCCCAGGAAUCGGGCUACAAGCGCGAGUCUGGGAAGCCUGAAGCCAUCAACAUCAGCUUGAAGCAUCCUCGCCGGAAUCACGUCAGUGUCAAGGACAAUUUCCAUCAUCAUAUGCACCGUCCUAUCGCUCGAGAAUGGAGCCUGAGGCGCAAGCGUCUCACUUCGGCUAUCGCCUGCCUAAACACCAUAUUCGUGGGCUUCAUCGCGGGAAUCUACGCAGGUGAGGUACCCCGCAUACAGUAUCAGCUUGAUGAUGAGUCGCAUUGGGUGAUUCUAGGCAAUGUCCUACUAUUUGCAGGACUUGGUCUGAGUACAUUGCUAUUCUGGCCGCUACCAUUGCUCCACGGCAGGCGCCCCUACGUACUGAUCGCUUUUGGGGCCAUGCUGCCGCUACAGAUACCGCAGGCGAUGGUUGUACAGCAUCCGCACGGCUCGCACAUGCUAUACCGGACCGGAUUAUUGCUGCCUCGUGCCUUGACAGGGUUCGCUCUGGGCUUUGCCAAUAUCAAUUUUCUGCCGACCUUAUGGGACCUAUGGGGAGCAUCUCUCAUGUCUGAUCGCCCUCAUCAAGAGACUGUAGCGUACGACGAUGUUCGACGUCAAGGGACUGGAGUGGGAGCGUGGCUUGGCAUGUGGACUUUCUGCUUCAGCAGCUCUCUCUCCGUCGGUUUCUUCACCGGCGCCUGUGUCAUCUCCAAGCUGAAUCCGAGCUGGGGCUUCUGGAUUACAAUUAUGCUUUUGACCUUCUUCAUGCUGGUGAACACGAUCGCGCCGGAAACCAGAAAAUCAGAGCAUCGAAGAACUAUUUCCCAAUUCUUCGAGGACGAAACCAAGCAUUUGAAGCGACGCGUCGCGCGAGGAGAAGUUAAACUCCACAUUUCAAACGAUGGACCCAAAUGGUGGUUCGAGGAAGUGUGGGCGGGUGUCAUACUCACCAAACGCAUGGUUCUCCAGCCUGGAUUCUUUGUUCUCAUGGCCUACCUGGGCUGGAUACAGGCUCAACUGACGCUUGUGAUACUUCUGCUCGGAGCAUUGCUCUCCCGCUCAUACCGCUGGCCGUCGCAAUGGGUUGGCCUGGCUGUGCUAGCUAUUCCCACCGGAGCCGCACUCGCCAUGCCGCUGACGCAAGCUUCGUUACUGAGUCGCGCUCGUGUAACACCUGCCCGAACAGACAGCAUGACUUUCCAGCCCAGGGUUACCUGGAGCUCUCACUUGCUUCGAAGGGCCAUCUUCACGUUGUUACUGCCAUUCGCCGGCCUGGGCUUCUGUCUGUCGUCUUCUGGACCACCCGUGCAUUGGAGCGCCGUGAUUAUCCUUGCAGGACUGGUCGGCUUUCUCGCAGACCUGGGGAUUGCAGAGUGCGUGGGACUCAUCAUGGAGACAUUUGACACGUGCGAUUUACAGCCUGGAGUGAACACCAGACAUCGUGUCCAGUCCAUGACCAUUAUCGCAAAGAAGCGCCGCACCAAUUACUCCUCGUUUCCACGCGUAUGUGCGGGAUGGUUCGCUGCACAGUCUCUGGGAUUCUUCCUGGCAGCUGGCUCUACCGUUGCGGCCGGGCGAGUCACUGACAACUAUGGUGCUCAAACGGCUAUCUCUAUUGUUGCAGCCAUCCUAUUGGCAGUCACAGUCAUGCUGUUGAUUGUAUUGUGGAGAUGGAAGGAGGUUCAGGUCAUUCCCAACUUCACCAUGGGCACUUUUCGGAGCAAUAAAGAAACGGAGAUGGGGCAAGGCGACCCCGAAUGGAAGGCUGUGAUCAUUGGUCAUCCCUCAGGCAAGAUGAGGCGCAUGAACUUGCUGGAAAUGGGCGCCUGGUCUCGAUGGACGGAGAUACGGAAGCUGAACAAGCUGAUCAAAGAGUAACGCAGAAGCGAUUAAACAGGAUGGAGUACUGGCUGUUUUGAUCCUGCUUGAUCCUGCCGCUACCGCAACUCCGAGUAUUGUGGUCUCACUUCGUGCUUCGUCUCUAGAAAUGUGUCGUAUAAUCGACGAAAUGUG
Sphaerulina musiva SO2202 is the source of this 4125-nucleotide messenger RNA. RefSeq lists its product as uncharacterized. Gene Ontology annotation, molecular function: transmembrane transporter activity. Lineage: Eukaryota; Fungi; Ascomycota; Dothideomycetes; Mycosphaerellales; Mycosphaerellaceae. The record is from RefSeq and is a predicted model, not a curated record. Gene Ontology annotation, biological process: transmembrane transport. The coding region runs from base 1318 to 3990 and encodes 890 amino acids. The transcript has 3 exons.